Messenger RNA from Aplosporella prunicola CBS 121167, 1788 nucleotides. RefSeq lists its product as uncharacterized. Bases 1 to 1788 code for a protein of 595 amino acids. The record is from RefSeq and is a predicted model, not a curated record. NCBI's taxonomy places the organism in Eukaryota, Fungi, Ascomycota, Dothideomycetes, Botryosphaeriales, Aplosporellaceae. The transcript has a single exon.
AUGGCUCACGACCCCUCUAUAAUUAGAACCGGAUGGACUCUGUCACCUUCGCAUUCAAUGGAACUCAAUCUCAACACUACUACCGCCACAGCAAUGCUUUCCAGGACCAACUUGGCUGGCGACUCCCUUGAGGGCCAUCUCCGGCAGAUGUUACCCUUUUAUCGCUUACCUGUAGAGUGUCUUUCGCAGGCGGCACCCGGCUGGCCCCGCAACAGUAACCUCUCGACCCAGAAGGCGACAACUCCCGCAAUCCAUGUUGACGAGACGGACAUUUUCGCACUGGAGUUCGGCGCGGUGAUGCCCACACUAGAGAGUAUGUCCCAGCAGAAGCAAGCCAAGGCUCCCGUCUUGCUGACAGACUGCAUCAAGAAGCUUACACACACGACGGCGCGCGUCAGCGAUGGAGACCUAGAGCUCGACCUCAGCGACUCGUCAAUAAACAACGCCUUCGGCUCCAGGCACUGCGAAUGCAAGCCGUGCAGGGAGAAGCAUGAGUUUUCGACUACCGUCGCCAUCGGCAUCUACAAGCAGCGCCAGGUUGCUCGCCAGUUCGAGUUGAUGAGCCCAGAGCCUAGCGCUAUCACUGCAUGCUACGGACAGCUGGGAGAGGACGCCGGCGCGCAUGAGGCUGACGAAGAGGCCGAGCAGGCAGACGAAGAUGCCAACAUCCUGCCUGUCGCCGCCACCUACAAGCCGCAGGCUGCGCCUGAGCACUCGCUCUCAGCCUUGCCGGCGAAGUUCCCACUCCUGCCUUCGCCGUCCGUCCGCCCUGCCCCAGCGCCUCUCCCAAAGGCCCCCAUCUACAGUCCGAUCCACAUCCCUCGUCUCGACGGCACCGAGGUCCUUCACUUCGACUCUAUCGUUCUUCGCGAAUGCUUUAGCCCGAGUGAGCGACCUCCCCCCGCAGCCCCCGCGGCCGAGAACUCGUUCCCUCUCUCGAACCCGUUCUCUGACCCCGACUACAGCUGCGGCGAUCCCACAACUGCUACUGUUGCGACAACCUUCGCGUUCGAGAAGCGCACUCCCGCUGCCGCUGCUACUGACGCUGUCUCGGCUCUCACGACUGGCUUGCGCAUGCAACAGUAUGGCGCUGUCACUGUCGCUGUCGCGGACACUGAAAUCCUCGCGCCCCGCCCUAUGCGCCUCCCAAUUGGCGUCACCGCGGAUAGAGAGUACGUCCCGCUGGCGCCUGUGAGCAGGUUUUCGCCCUGGAGCGAUGACGAGUCUGACUACGAUGAGGAUGAAGAGAACGAAGAGGUUGAAGCCGAAGAGGAAGAGGAAGACGUGCCGGUCCCCAUGAUCGUCGAGAUUGCAGACGACAUCCCCACCCAGCUUCCGCAACGCGGAGGCGCUGUUAUUGUAUUGUCUCCUCGCACGCCCGCCGUCCCCGCCCCCGCUGUGCCCGGCCUUCUCUGCCGCGCCGCUCGCGCCGCUAUCACUGUUCUCGGCCGCGUAGCCCGCGCCAUCGCGAACGGCUUGGAGUACCUGGGAUCGUGGGUUCUUGGCCCCGCCGAGUACAACCACGACUACUACGACUACGACUCCGUCUCUGACUACGACGAGUUCUCGGACUCCUCGUCCGUCUACUUCGCCGAUGACGAGUGCAGCCCCCUGCUGCUCCCGCCGCAGGGACGCGUCCGCGCGUACCAGGCCUGCGAUGGCGGUGCUGGUGCCGAGAGUUGUGUUUUCUGGGACUAUGACGCUUUUGGCAGCUUUGAUUCCAAGUGCGAGGUUUGUGCUGCGCUUGUGCACAGGACUUUGAGGCAGCGUGCGCGGAUUGGUGUCUAG